Messenger RNA from Lindgomyces ingoldianus, 1384 nucleotides. Its product is annotated as thiamine pyrophosphokinase-like protein 1. Gene Ontology annotation, biological process: thiamine metabolic process; thiamine diphosphate biosynthetic process. The record is from RefSeq and is a predicted model, not a curated record. The transcript is spliced from 2 exons. The coding region runs from base 84 to 887 and encodes 267 amino acids. NCBI's taxonomy places the organism in Eukaryota, Fungi, Ascomycota, Dothideomycetes, Pleosporales, Lindgomycetaceae. Gene Ontology annotation, molecular function: thiamine binding; thiamine diphosphokinase activity; ATP binding.
GGGAAACUUCCUCCACAAUUGCUUUACGUUACUAUUCUUAAAAAAAAAUUUAAAAAAAGACCCCACCCAGCCCAUCGGAAAUAAUGACAGUGGCUGAAACGAGGGAAUUCGACCCAGGUCUCUUUCUUGCGGAAGGUGAUCUCCCAAGUGAUACCGUCACUCCAGAUCUUCUCAUACUAAACCAGCCAAUCGCGAGCUUUGAUGUAUUUGCACGGCUCUGGAGACAUACGAUUUAUCAGAUAUGUGCCGAUGGUGGUGCGAACAGAUUGUACGACAUGUUCGAGGGGGCGCUGGAACUUCGAAGAGGGGACUUCUUGCCAGAUGCUAUUCAUGGAGACCUUGAUUCACUGCGAGAUGACGUACGAGCUUAUUAUACAUCACGUGGCGUUGAUGUAUCCCAGGACCUCGACCAAUAUAGUACAGACUUCGGCAAGGCUAUGCAGAAAAUCUUCUCACGAGACUCGCCUUCGCCACAGAGGGAGGUAAUAGUGCUUGGGACUCUGGCAGGAAGAGUUGAUCAAGGUCUAGGGCUGCUCCAUGAAUUAAUCAGAGAAGAGUCGAGGCACCCAGAUCUCCAACUGUGGCUCUUCUCUGAGUCAAACGUGUCCUUUAUUCUGAAGGCCACACAUAACAUUAUCCAAAACACGCUAUCCAAUAGGCUGUUCACCAGAAAUGUUGGCCUUCUUCCAAUCUACGGCCCUGCGGUUAUCACCACGACUGGGUUGGAAUGGGAUGUGAAGGAUUGGGAGACCCAGAUGGGCCACCAGGUCAGUACCAGCAACCACACUGUGGCCGAAGAGGUCCAUGUGCAGACCAACGCACCAAUCCUGUUCACAAUUGAAAGAGCUGUCCUCGCCACGGGUGCAAAGCCAGCACAGCGGAGAUGAUUUGUACGCCGAAGAGUGCGUAUUGCGCACUGGUUGACGCCUCAUUUGAGGCUCUUCUUCUUGGGUACAUCAGCAUUUGCGGCGCUCGUAAUUCUAGAUACCCCAUUCGUAGCGGAUUGAAAAACUGGAAGUUGAGGCGAUUUUCCGAAGACCGUGCACUAGAAGGAUCUCCGUUCAUUUGAGAGAAGGAAUGGAAGAAACUCCCUCUGCGCGGGCUUCUGCAAGCCACAAAAUCUCUGCAUCUCUGCAUCUCUCCUUUUACGAAAUGGAACCUCUCACACGACGCGGAAAACUUGACGAGACUAUUGUAGAAGUUAGCCUUGCGCCGAACCAUCAACCAAACUGCUGGGAGCUUGCCGACGUCGUGGUUCUCUGAGAUGUCACGUUGUUGGUGAAACAAAAUCAUUUCCGCUCUAGAUUCCAUGGGCAUGAAUGUACAUACAUAGCCACGUUGUUUCUGAUGAAAGAAGGAUUCAGGGCCGACGAGCGCGGGGGAG